Molecule: messenger RNA, 1254 nt
Organism: Lachancea sp. 'fantastica'
Lineage: Eukaryota; Fungi; Ascomycota; Saccharomycetes; Saccharomycetales; Saccharomycetaceae
Source: the annotation of a GenBank genome assembly
AUGUUUUUCAAAAGAUGCCUGGCAUCAUCGGUUCAAAAGAUAAAGGUCAAGACCCCAUUAGUGGAACUGGAUGGCGAUGAAAUGACCCGUAUUAUCUGGGAUCGUAUCAAGUCGAAGUUGGUUCUGCCGUAUGUGGACGUCGAUUUGAAAUACUAUGACCUUUCCAUCACCAAUAGAGACAAAACGGACGAUCAGAUUACUCACGAUGCAGCUCACGCAAUUUUGAAAUAUGGCGUGGGCGUCAAGUGCGCCACUAUCACACCCGAUGAGCAGCGCGUGGAAGAGUUCAAAUUGAAAAAAAUGUGGAGAUCGCCAAACGGAACAAUCCGCAACAUUUUGGGUGGCACUGUGUUCCGCGAACCCAUUGUAAUCCCACGCAUCCCUCGUCUGGUGCCAGGAUGGGAAAAACCCAUCAUUAUCGGCCGUCAUGCACAUGGCGACCAAUACAAGUCCACCGAUGUCGUAAUUCGCAAACCGGGCACUUUAGAACUCGUGCACAAGCCAGCAGACGGGUCGGAUCCCGUGGUCAUGCAAGUGUACGACUACAAGGCCCCGGGUGUGGCAUUGGCUAUGUACAACACCGAUGAGUCCAUCCGUGGAUUUGCACACGCCUCGUUCAAGCUGGCCCUUUCCAAGCAGCUCAAUCUGUUCCUCUCAACCAAGAACACAAUUUUGAAGCAGUACGAUGGCCGUUUUAGAGACAUUUUCCAGGAGCUGUACGAUUCCACCUACAAAACUGAGUUCGAGAAGUCUGGCAUUUGGUACGAGCACCGUUUGAUUGACGACAUGGUAGCUCAAAUGAUCAAAUCCAAAGGUGGGUUCAUCAUGGCACUCAAGAACUACGACGGAGAUGUGCAAUCUGAUAUCGUGGCUCAAGGUUUUGGCUCUUUAGGUUUGAUGACAUCGGUUCUCAUCACUCCGGACGGCAAAACUUUUGAGAGUGAAGCUGCUCAUGGAACGGUCACCAGGCAUUUUAGACAACACCAGCAGGGCAAGGAAACGUCCACGAACUCCAUUGCGUCCAUUUUUGCCUGGUCCAGAGGUCUAGCCAAGCGUGGAGAGCUCGACAACACCCCAGAGGUGAUUAAAUUUGCCCACAAACUAGAAGAUGCCACAUUGAAGACCGUGCAGGAGGAUGGGAUCAUGACAAAGGAUUUGGCUUUGGCUUGUGGAAACAGCGACCGCUCAGCUUACGUUACCACGGAAGAGUUUUUGAGUGCUGUGGAAAAGAGACUAGAGAAAGAGCUCGUCUAA